Lampris incognitus (smalleye Pacific opah) is the source of this 1316-nucleotide messenger RNA. RefSeq names its product T cell receptor alpha chain MC.7.G5-like. NCBI's taxonomy places the organism in Eukaryota, Metazoa, Chordata, Actinopteri, Lampriformes, Lampridae. The record is from RefSeq and is a predicted model, not a curated record. The coding region runs from base 28 to 768 and encodes 246 amino acids. The transcript is spliced from 7 exons.
UAAAGAGACAGCUGAACUAACAGCAGCAUGCUGCUCCAUCUCAUCUGGUUCCUUUCUGUACUAACAGGGAUGAUAGCUGGACAGGACAGCAUCUCUCCUGAAAAACAGGAAGUCAAUGGAAGAGAAGGAGAAUCUGUUACCCUGACAUGCUCUUACCAGACAAGCCAUGAUGGUGCUUUACUUUACUGGUUCAGACAACAUCCUAACCAGGCACCUCAGUAUAUCCUCUAUAAAGGAGCCGGGGCAUGGAGCAGUUACCAAAACAUCCCUGAUCCUCGUUAUCAAUCCAUAACAUCUUAUACACCUAACAAAUCAACUAAACUCACCAUAACAGAUGUAACCCUGGCAGACACUGCUCUCUACUACUGCUACUGGAAGUUAAUCUUCAGCAAGCCAAUCCGUCUCACAAUCCAACGAAAAGAGGAUAAUUAUGAGCCUUCCUACUACCUUCUAAGUGUCUCUAACGACACACAGGCCUGCCUGGCGACAGAUUUCACCUCCUACAAGGCAACCCAAGACGUGUUUGGUAAUGCAGCUGAGGCCACCAGACCUGACGAGGACUCCUUCUACAGCCAGGUGGCGCUGUUUCCCCCUGGAACGCUUAACUGCACAGAACCAGAGGAGACAUGUGAUGCUGACAUUUUUGAGCCAGAUGAGAAGGUGAACAUCCUGGCCCUGGUCAUGCAAGGCCUGAGACUGAUCUUCAUCAAGACCGUUGUCUUCAACGUUCUUAUGCUGCUUCAGCUGUGGAGGAGCUACACCCAGUAGACAGAUGGAAGCCACGGCGCCCUCUCUCCAUGAUGCUGAGGACAUGAACCAGUUCUCCAUGUCCACACUUCCUUUGGAAGGAUUGACCCUUGACCUCCUCCCCCGUUGCUUGUAAUGUCGGUGAUACUGGUGUGGACAUAGGAGCUUGUUUUGCUGUUAGAAUCCAGUUGUCCUGGACAGGAGUCUCAGCUGAACAUGUGCAGUGCAGAUGUUAAAUGUAAUUAUUGGUGCAGAUGUGCAGACCCUCCUAAAGACCUCCUCCUCAUGUUCCUUCUGUAGUGAAGAAACACCAAGCCAGCAGCACAGCCGCUCUGCUGUACUCAGCCUCACACCUAAAGCCUCCAUCCCCCCUUCCUCACAUGGCACAUGGCAUGGCUGGAAAGAUGCCAGCACCACAUCUUGUACGGCACAUGUACAUGUACAUGUAUUGUGAUGUGUGUUGUACAGUGUGCUCUGUGUUGUACAAUGUUGUGUUGUUACCUCUGUUCAGUAGCAGUGUGUCACUUUUUAAAUGUUUUAUAUCUUAAACAUCUACCAAUAAACAGGAG